AUGCGAUCACGACCUCAUCAUCAACUGCGGUUUGGAGAAACCACCAUAUGCCUGGACUCAUUUACGACUCACUCAACAACUCAUUCACUCUUACAUCCCAGAUAUCUCUUUUUGCAGAGUAAACCUCGCCAUCACUUCCACUCUUGAAUCUCCUGUCAGUUGUGGCAUGCCUACAAUUUGACAACCUCACCAGUCCUUCGCGACCCUCAUCCCCAACCUAUCUACCGCUGCUUGUCCUAUGGCACACUCGUCGUGACCAGCCCCGUUGCCCGUGUCUUUUGACGGAAUAAACACCAUGGAGAAGCUCUUGGAGCUUAGCGCGGCGCUUACUCCGACCUUGCAAGCCCAGGAUGAAGACGAAUAUGACAGAAAAGCACAGGCGCUGGUCUCCGCGUUGAACAAACACCCUUGGCAAGAUCAGCCGGCUGUGAAAGAUGAGGACCUUGAUGGCAUCCCUUAUUCUGACACCAUUGUCGUCCUCUACUUCCUCGUCGCUGCAAUAGAGGCAGCCAGCGCAGGUGAAAAAGCCGCCUCGAGACAAUUACCUACCGCCGUCCUACCAGGAGGAUCAUUAUGGGGACACAUCACUCAAUGCCUUCUCGAAUUCGAUCCGGUCCAGGUACGGUACUGCGGGUCUUACUUGUUGAAAGUAAUCGACUGUGUGGCAGUUGGAGCGGAACAGACUGAGGACUACGUACCCGCCAUACAGUUGUUACACCAUGUUAUUCCACGAUUAGACGAUACCUCUUCCACCCUAACCUCCACACACCGCACAUUCCUGCGAAUAUGCCUCUUGGCACACGCGUACAGCCAGGCCAUCGACAUCCUUGAAAGACCAAUCUAUCACGUUCCACUGUCGCAGAAUGAUCCCCAGAUAUCCGCCAACCUGUGUUCGGCUUCCCAGCCAGGCUGGAAAUACCUUAGUACGGCCACGGGUCUGACGCAGCCGGUCACAAGUCGCACGUUCAUGGAAUACUACCUCCUCGGUGGUCUGUGUUACAUGGCAAUAGGGCAAUAUCGAGAGGCUCUAUUCUUUUUCGAAAUCGUUGUAUCGACCCCAACUGUGCCCAACGUGGCCAGCCUCAUCAUGAUCGAAGCAUACAAGAAAUGGCUUCUCGUUGGCCUCCUCCUCGAUGGUGUUGCUCGCACGGCCCCCAAGACCGCGUCCUCCAGCGCAAUGAGAUAUAUUCGGGCUAUUGCGAGACCGUACGAAUGUGUGGCAGAAGCAUUCAAGGCAAACGACAUCGAACGCUUGCGUGAAGAAAUUGAGGCCGGAGUUGGCGUUUGGCAAGAAGAUGGCAAUUAUGGACUCAUGGGUGAAGUCUUUCAGACCUACCGCAAAUAUUCGAUCAGAAGAAUUGGCAAGACUUUUGAAGCCCUUCCGAUCGCCGACAUUGCAGCAAGAACCUCGCCAUAUCCAGACAACAUUGACGAGACAAAGGCUUACAUUGAGACAAUGAUUCUCAAGGGGGAACUUGACGCCGUAUUCAUGUCCUCUGGGAAAGGAGACAUGUUACGGUUCUUGCCGGAAACACCCAAAGCCGAGGCCCAAGUCGUAUCCCUACUGGCAUCGCGCACCCAAGAACUUGCAGGCCUCCUGGCACAAGUAAAGGACAGCGAGCAUCGCCUUGGAAUGAGUAAAGAAUACAUUGACUACUUGAAGAAACUCAAGAAGAUGAAGGAUGAUGACAAGAAGGGUAGUUCUUCCGGUAAGGCACGGGCUGACGAUGUCGAUGAAGAUAUGAUGGAUGAAUACUAGAACGAUGGUCUUGCCAUGCAGUCUGAUCGACCUGUAACCGAAAAGUUGCGGUCUCUGCAGAUAACAUCCGUGAUUGGGUACUUGCGUGCCUGGGAUGAUAGAAGGAAAUGACGUGCGAUGGUAGUGAACCGUAUUACGAUGUAACGACUGCGUUGUGGAGACAAUAUCACAUUGGACUUUGGAAGGCGAUCAGGCAGUUUUAUGCAUGGGCCAGACAUCAGCGAGUGCGGCCGGCGUUUGAGGAAGCAGGAUCGCCUCUACCAGAAGUUCAUGAUCAUGGUAUUAAAAAAGUUCCUGGUACAGAUCUGAAAGAUGCGAGAUCUACCACAAUUGGUGUGCAGCAAGACUAUGCGAAGCAUACACAUAGUAACUAGAGGAUGGACUCCGGUCGACAAUACUGACAGGAGCCUUGGACGAUCGGAAUGUAGCCUCUCAUGACUUAAAGCCAGACCAAUAGACGACUUGAAGCGAAGAAGAGAACAUGUG
Molecule: messenger RNA, 2245 nt
Organism: Exophiala oligosperma
Lineage: Eukaryota; Fungi; Ascomycota; Eurotiomycetes; Chaetothyriales; Herpotrichiellaceae
Exons: 2
Coding region: 296-1759 (487 amino acids)
Biological process (GO): ubiquitin-dependent protein catabolic process
Cellular component (GO): COP9 signalosome
Source: RefSeq, a predicted model, not a curated record